AAAGCAGAUAACGGGUCUGGCCAGCCUGCAAGCGGAACAUCGCCGUUCAUGCCAUUUGACUGCUUUAUGUCUAUCCCGUUUAACUCUUGCCGUCGAGACGCCUACGCCUGAAUUGGGGCUUCUCUCAUUCACGGAAGACAGGAACUCGAUUGCAGUCUGAACCCGAUGACCAUCACGGUGAUGAUGCAUCGGUGGAAUUAUCACUCCGGUGUCUGACUGCGAUGGAGCCGACCGCGCUCAAGUGGAGCUUCUCGCUCGCUCGCUGGCUAGGUAGCGAGCUAGCUGGCUAACGGUGCCCGCCGGGAUUCACUCGACCCCCUUGAGCGAGCAGCCCUGGAUAACGUCGCCUGCCUCGAUGGGUGUGAUUGCGGUUUUAGUACACUGGGAGUGUAGCGACGACACCAGACGAAUUGAGCGAUGUCCCUAGUUUUGACCAUAAAACGGACCAUAUCUGCUCAAAAAUGUGCUAACCUAUUGGAUUAAGUUUUUCCCUGCACAUGACGGCGUUCGCCUGGCUUCAACUCGUUCGCUUUUUGCUCCAUCUUUAAUGCUCUUUGGAUGCUUCUGUGACAUUAAUUCGACGGUGUGGAUUACGAUGGCCCAGCUGUUGGACGGGGCCGGCAAACUGGGCUGGACUCUGCUCAAGGCUGUGCUCCGUUUCGUGUUUAUGUUCAUCAACAACUGUGUAGCCAUCCCGUCCUACUGCCUGUACCUACUUGUGCUGCAGCCCCUGAGAAUAUGGCACAGCUCCACGUUCUGGCACGUUGAGGGAUUCAUGUUUAAAUGGCUGCUGGCCAUGGUGUCGUCGUGGGGCUGGAUCGCAGGCUACACAGUAACGGAAUGGGGUGAUGAUGUGCGGCCCAUCUCUGAAGAUGAAGCCAUGGUCAUUGUCAACCAUCAAUCCACAGGAGAUGUGUGCACCCUCAUGAUGUGCCUGCAAGACAAGGGCAUGGUGGUACGAAAAAUGAUGUGGUUAAUGGACCAUGUGUUCAAGUACACAAACUUUGGUCUAGUGUCCCUCAUACAUGGUGACUUCUUCAUCAGACAGGGUAAAGCCCACCGAGACAAGCAGCUGGUCUACUUGAAGGAUCACCUAGACAAAUAUUACCAUAGUCGUGACAGGAAGUGGAUAGUUCUGUUCCCCGAGGGCGGCUUCCUGCGCAAACGGAGGGAAACCAGCCAGACGUUUGCCAAAAAGCAUUCUCUACCCCACUUGACCCACGUCACGCUGCCUCGCCUUGGUGCCACCCACGUCAUCCUGAAAACUCUAUCAGCCCAGCAUGAGAAUGGCAGUGUGAGCAAUGAGAGCGGGACAACCAACCGGACAGGCAAAAAGCGCAAAGGCCUGCAGUGGGUGAUAGACGUGACCAUAGCUUAUCCCAAAGCACGGCCCAUGGACAUCCAGACAUGGAUUUUUGGAUACAGGUCGGCGACAGUCACACAUGUUCACUACAGGAUGUACCCCAUUAAAGAGGUUCCUGUAGAGGAGCAAGCUCUGACGAACUGGCUGUAUCAGAGGUUUGUGGAGAAAGAGGACUUGCUGGCCCACUUCUAUGACACAGGAGCGUUCCCGCCUCCUGAGGGCCAGAAGGAAGCGGUCUCCCGACAAAUGACCCUGGACCCUCUGUGGCUGUGCGUUAUCCAGUCGUUCGCGUUCGUCUCCGGCUACAUGUGGUACAGCCUAUUGCGGCACCUCUACUGCGGUAUGUUUUGAGUACGGCAACGAGGCGAGCAGGAAAAAGCGCCUCUCGGGAUCCGCCGGUGUCAUGCAAUGGAUGAAUGUACAUUUGCGAUUUGCGUGGCAAGACUAAAGACGGGGGGCAACAAAAAUAUAUGUAUACGACGUGUAGACAAACAGAAUUACAGCCCUGACACUACACAUGAUCUCACACAUCACGGCGCUCAUGUUGAUGUUUACACAUAGGCCUUCACACAGUCAUACAUUCAAGAGGCUCAGGACCAAGGACCGUUGUAGUUUCAUGGAGUGUGUAUGGACGUUGUGCGUCUGUGAAUACUGUGAGAGUAGAAGCAUCAAGUCCGCCCUUUACCCUGCCCUCUUUGUGACGCCCAGCGGACAUCUCGAAGCAACUGUGUGGACUCUCUGCUCCCCCUCUCCCUUGGCCCACAUUGCACUAAGGAUCCAAACUGCUCCCUGGCCCAGGAUAUAUUCCUGAAUGGUAGCUGCCUAUAUAUGUUUUUUUUUGUGUGCGUGUGUGUUUUGUUUUUCUUUUUAGCCCACGCAUCUCCACAACGACAGCCAGCACAUUUAUCUUUUCAUUGUCAUCUGGACUGUUUACACUGGCGAACCCGCUCCAAGUUAAAUGCCGUCAAACUUGAGUGGGAACAUGCAGAUCACUUGAAAAGCAACUUGUGUGGACUCCUGUUUGCUCAUAUACAUACGUGCACACACAGCACAAGAUGGACUGAGAAGGCUUGGACUCUCUUUUUUUUUUUUUCAUCCCCGCAUCAAACGGCAUAGUUUUACAAUUAUUUAAGCCAUACGCUCAGUGUUGUCCACAAACACAAGGGAACAAAAUUGUUUGUGCUGAGUGCUUUCCAUAGGAUUCAAAAAAAUAAGACCGUUCACUUUGGCUUUAAGAAGUGUAGGCAUCGAUACAGUAAGAUGAAGUGAUGAAGUAUGGGUGCCCCCCAACCCCUUUUAUAUUGAACUUUUUCCCCCUUGUGUGCUUUGUGUUGUUACCGUGUGACGUCAGAAAGUGGAGACAAUUCAUUUUUUUUUUUUUUUUUUUUUUUCCCAUUUUAAAUGACAAAAAAUCCUCUGUAGAUAACAAACCUCGAAAUGCAAUGUCCGUCACCUG
Molecule: messenger RNA, 2819 nt
Organism: Phycodurus eques (leafy seadragon)
Lineage: Eukaryota; Metazoa; Chordata; Actinopteri; Syngnathiformes; Syngnathidae
Gene: lpgat1
Product: lysophosphatidylglycerol acyltransferase 1
Exons: 8
Coding region: 548-1714 (388 amino acids)
Cellular component (GO): endomembrane system
Molecular function (GO): acyltransferase activity
Source: RefSeq, a predicted model, not a curated record